UUUAGCGGUCUGACAGGGGAGCAUAUCCUAGAAAAAUCCAGCUUCGAAUACGAUCAAUGAUUGUUUGGUGGCUUUAAAUGUGAUAACGUACGGGAGAUUAACAUGAGCUAAGGUAAACCAGCACAGCUGGUCUCACGGGUUGGUAAACAAUCUGAUAAGCCUUCAUCGCAGCCCGUCAGUUUUCGAGAUAAGGACAGCCACUGCAACAAACCAAGCCUCAAUCUCGGGCUUCACCAUGGACGUGUCUCGCGCUCUGGCAGCAAUAAUUCUCGGAGUUUCAUGUUUUAUCCGAAAUGGCGAAGCUUUCAACUUGACAGUUGUUCACACGAACGACAUACACGCGCAUUUUGAACAGACGAACAUUCGUGGAGGCCCUUGCUCGGAGAAGGACGCCGCGGCGAACAAUUGUUAUGGCGGCUAUGCUCGUAUAGUGACUAAAGUCAAGGAGUACCGGAACCUUAAGCCCAACAAUACUCUAGUGAUUGAUGCUGGGGACCAAUACCAGGGAACGCUUUGGUUCUACUACUUUGGAGGAAAUGUUACGUCGGAGUUUGUCAACUUGCUCGGGUAUGACGCUAUGGCAUUGGGCAACCACGAGUUCGACCGAGGCGUUGGUGGAUUACUUCCCUUUCUGGAGGACGUCACAGUCCCCGUCAUCAGCGCCAACAUCGACGCCAGUCAGGAACCGCGCAUCCAAGGGUUAUUCCACAAGAGCACAGUUGUGACAAUAGGAGGACAGAAGAUUGGGAUCAUUGGGUACACCACCACGGACACCCCCUCAAUAUCAAAUACAGAAAAACUGGUUUUCGAUCCCAUCAUUCCCGCUGUGAAGGCGGAAGUUGAUGCCAUGAAGAAAUCGGGCAUCAACAAGAUUAUCGCCCUUGGCCAUGCCGGCUACCAGUUCGACCGGCAGAUGGCGAAGGAGGUUGAAGGCCUGGAUAUUGUCGUCGGUGGCCACAGCCAUUCUUUCCUGUACACAGGCACGCCUCCAUCAAUAGAGAAGCCCGUGGGUCCCUAUCCUACCAUCGUUGCACAAGCGUCAGGUGCAAAGGUCCCAGUGGUGCAGGCCUACUGUUACAGCAAGUACAUUGGCCAUAUAGAACUGGAAUUCGACGACGAUGGAAAUGUCCUCGCAUGGGAAGGAAAGCCUAUACUUCUGGACAAAGAUACACCACAAGAUCCGGAAACCCUGAAGAAGCUGGAGCCGUGGGCUAAUGCUGUGAACUCGUCCGCCAUGGUGACUGUCGGUACAACAGACGUCUUCCUGCAGGGGGAUGAACACGACUGCCGCAGAGUCGAGUGUAAUCUGGGCAAUAUCUACACGGAUGCUAUGAUCUACAAAUUCCUGCAGCUUGAAAAGUCCCAUGCCGACUACUGGACUUCAGUUCCUAUAGCUCUCUGUAACGGAGGCGGGAUUCGCUCGCCUAUUGACGUUGGCGAAAUUACAAUGAAGCAUGUGUUGUCCGUGCUACCAUUCAUGAACGACAUUGACCGGAUCAAGCUGAAGGGGAAGUUCCUCCUCCAGGCCUUGGAACAUUCCGUGUCCAGGUAUCCAAAGUCGGAAUCCGAUGACCUUUUUGGCGGCUUCUUACAAGUGUCAGGUCUGAGGGUCACGUAUGACGUCAGCAAACCAGUUGGCAGCCGAGUGGUUGAUGUCAAAGUCCGCUGUUCAAACUGCACGGUUCCCAGGUUCGAUCCUCUUGACGACGAAACCCUGUACACCAUUGCACUGCCGGUGUUCACGUCUGACGGGGGCGAUGGCUAUACCGUCAUACGUGACAACAGGAUACAGAUGCCACCUAUUGGUGCUCUGGACUCUGAUGUAUUUGUCGACUAUGUGAAGACAUUUACUCCUCUGACCCAGGGCCUAGAAGGCCGUAUUCGUUUUGUCACAGAAAGUAAGAAAAAAGACUGUGACGUGAAUGCUGGCGACAACGUCACUUCCGCUAAGUUACCAUUCAUUGUUGGUGUGGUAUUGAUACUUAUGUAUCAUAUCCUUUAGUGAAGUCGUGGUACAUGAUAGUGAGUUACGUUGGAAAUCCUCAUUCAGCUUCAUUCUUACGCAUCUACGCCUUGCACGAUUGCGAUUAUUGUAACGUUUCUUAAAAAACAAAACAAACAAAAACGUCAACACGAUCAUAACCGUGCAAGAAAACCGCUAUCGAGGAAACGUGCCUGUUCAGCAGUAGUAUACCUACUUACCUGAUCUAGUCUCGACAACAUCUCGUUUCUCAACGAUUUUACCAUGUAGACACAUUGUCGCUAUGGAGGGAACGUUUGUUUUGAACAUAAGUAUCUCGUUAUAUUCCAGUUUCAAAAAUCAUCCUUUUAAUUUUUUAGUUUAGUUACGAUCGUUUUCAAUACUGUUACAUACACACUGUUCAUAAAAAAAAAGAGAAAAACUCAAUGAAGUUAGAUUGAUGAGUAGUGUAUGGUUCUUAAAGUAAUUACGUCAGUGUAACACUUAAACAUCGUAUGCAUGAUUUAAUUGAAAGCAAUAGACAAUCGGUGCAAGCAGUUUGACAUGUUAACGUUAUAAUGUUUACUCUGGGGUGUAUCAUUCACUACUUGUCCAUUAUAGUCUCUCCUGUGUCCGUGUACUGUCAAUACCUAUAUGUAUGUAUGUGUUUAUUGAUUGUUAGCAUAUAUACCUGUCGAUAUCAACGUCUGAAUACGUCAACUAUAAUGGCUCUGAGACAGCUAUGAACUAGUCCAAUUUUGAAAGUAGAGACGAAUAUUAAGACAUUUGAGAUUUACUGUUUACCGAGUCCAGCAAAAAUCAAAAUGCUUUCAGGAGUAAAUCUGAUGUACAUAUAUUGACUAUUCUGAUGCGUGAUGUGUGACAUGUAUGAUGUAGAAGCGGUUUCGGGACAUUUGUCACUUACGUCCAGUUUAACCCAACCGCCCUCGAC
Haliotis rufescens (red abalone) is the source of this 2912-nucleotide messenger RNA. Its product is annotated as snake venom 5'-nucleotidase-like. The record is from RefSeq and is a predicted model, not a curated record. Lineage: Eukaryota; Metazoa; Mollusca; Gastropoda; Lepetellida; Haliotidae. The transcript is spliced from 9 exons. The coding region runs from base 236 to 2002 and encodes 588 amino acids. Gene Ontology annotation, molecular function: nucleotide binding; hydrolase activity, acting on ester bonds; metal ion binding. Gene Ontology annotation, biological process: nucleotide catabolic process.